AUGUCGCGCGCGCUCCUGACGCGCGCGACGCGCGCGAUCGCGCGAUCGCGCGCGCGGACGUGCCACGACCAAAUCGCGCUCGACGUGCCGCCGUCGAGCGUCGUGACGGCGAGCGAUAAGUUUUGGUUCGACACGAACGGGUUUUUGAUUUUACGAAACGCGUUCGAUAAAUCGGCGAUACGCGCGAUGAACGCCGCGAUCGACGCGCGAAUCGACGAUCCGACGAUCGAGCGCAAGGGGAACCUUCGGCUGACGAAGCGAGGCGGACCGCUGAGCGGCGACGGGACGACGGGGCGGAAAGACGUGGCGGGAUUUUUGGGGUGGCCGAGGGGCGAGCGCGAGGCGUUUCGAGACGUGCUGACGCACGAGAGGCUGGUGCCGUACCUGCACGAGUUUUGCGGGCGAGGGUACAGGUUGGAUCAUAAUCCGCUGUGCAUCGCGCAGGAUCCCGGGGCGGAGGGAUUCGAGUUUCACGGAGGGAGCGCGACGGAGGACGGACGGUGGAACUGGCCGCUGGCGUACGCGGUGGAGCAGGGGCAGAUUCGGUGUAAUCUACUGGCGGUGGCGGUGCCGCUGACGGACGUCAAGGAGGGCGAGGGGGGGUUCGUCAUCGUGCGCGGGUCGCACAAGAGUCGGUUUCCGGCGCCGGCGGCGGUGAAGCGGUACGAGGACGGGCCGGAGCACGGGUACGCGCCGGCGCUCAACGCGGGCGACGCGGUGCUGUUUAGCGAAGCGACAACGCACGGGACGCUGGCGUGGAAGGGGAAGUCCCAGAGAAGGACGCUGAUUUAUCGCUUCUCGCCCGCGACGAACGCGUACGGACGCGGGUACUCGCCCGAGUGGCCGGAAAACUGGACGGAUGGGAUGACGCCGGCGCAACUGGCGACGCUGCAGCCGCCGUAUCAUCCGCGAUUGGAUCGCGACGCAGUGGCGGACGAUGGGAUCAACGUCAUCAAACCCGCGGCGCGCGAGACGUUCAAGGUGGAAUUCGACGAGAAAAUUUUCAAGUCAAAGUAUUUUUAG
Molecule: messenger RNA, 1023 nt
Organism: Ostreococcus lucimarinus CCE9901
Lineage: Eukaryota; Viridiplantae; Chlorophyta; Mamiellophyceae; Mamiellales; Bathycoccaceae
Exons: 1
Coding region: 1-1023 (340 amino acids)
Source: RefSeq, a predicted model, not a curated record